UCACACCGUAUUGUCUCAUCUCAUUUCAUUUCACUUCAUAUUAUCAUUUUUCUUAAAACUAAGAAUAGUAAAUUAAAAUAAGAAUUGACUAAAGGUCUUAGUUACCAGGUCAUAAAAUAUCUUAAAAAAAUUAGAUAUGCACAUGCAGUUCGCACAUGACGAAAAACUUAGAAAAUAAAAAUAUUUGGAAUUUCUAUAGUAAUUUUAACCAUGGACGAGGUAGUUGUUGGUACUUAUGAAGGGUUUUUAUCUGGCUAUUCAAUCUUUUCAGUGGAAACAGAAAAAAAAAUUAAACAAACAUUUGCGACCCAUUCACACACUGCAUCAGUUAGAUGCAUCUCCAUAGCGGGUAAAUUUCUUGCAUCAGGUGGGACAGAUGAUAAAGUAGUUAUCUUAGACAUGAAGACUCGAAAAGAACACACUGUUUUAAUGAAUCACGAUGGCACUGUAAAUGCAGUGGCCUUUACAAAUAAUGGUACUCAUUUACUCAGCGGCAGUGAUGAUGGAUCUAUUAUAGUUACAAGAACUGGCAACUGGCAAAUAGAAAAAAUAUGGAAAAAAGCACAUGGAGGUCAGCCUGUUGUAGAUAUAACAAUUCAUCCAUCUGAUAAACUAGCUCUAACUAUUGGUGGUGACAAAACAUUAAGAACAUGGAAUUUAGUCAAAGGACGUCCAGCCUUUACAGUGAACUUGGCUAGUAAAGGUGUAUUGCUGCCAACAGAAAUAAAAUUUUCACCAGACGGUACAAGAUUCUCCUUAGUUUCACAACAAGCAGUUGAUAUCUGGACCUUAGAAAAGGCGGGCUUAGAAAAACGCAUUUCAUUUAAAUCAAGACCUGCCACAGUACAGUGGAUAGAUGAUAAAAGAAUAUUAGUAGGUUUAGACAAUGGCAAUAUAGUAAGCUUGACUAUAUCCAAUGCAGAUAAAGCAGUAACUUAUCAAGGUCAUAAGCAAAGGGUUAAGUGCAUAUAUUAUGAAAACAGCAUGAUGUACUCUGCUUCAAGUUCUGGUGAAAUAAAAGUUUGGUUUGUGAGUGAUUCAAAGCUAAGUGAAAUUUGCUCUGUCAAUGCUGCCUGCAGAGUUACUUGCAUGGCAUUGAACAGACAAAACCAUCUCAUUAAAAAAGAAGAGGCAUCUGAUAAUGAACAAGAAAAUACAGAAGCUAAUGAAGAGCAGCUCUCUGAAAACUCAAAUGAUGAUGAUGAAAUCAGGCCGCCAGAACAAAAAAGAAAAAGAAUGCCUGGAGCUUAUGUAACAAUUAGCUAUGAUGAUAAUGAAAAUAAUAAAGAAUUAAACCCACAACCACCAAAAAAGGUCAAAAAACGCAAAAGAAAUAAAAAACCUAAAAAAACAAACACAUAAUAAAGAAAUAUGAUAAAAA
This is a messenger RNA of Bombyx mori (domestic silkworm), 1381 nucleotides long. RefSeq names its product p21-activated protein kinase-interacting protein 1-like. Bases 211 to 1362 code for a protein of 383 amino acids. The transcript is spliced from 3 exons. The record is from RefSeq and is a predicted model, not a curated record. Gene Ontology annotation, molecular function: protein binding. NCBI's taxonomy places the organism in Eukaryota, Metazoa, Arthropoda, Insecta, Lepidoptera, Bombycidae.